Octopus bimaculoides (California two-spot octopus) is the source of this 11000-nucleotide messenger RNA. RefSeq lists its product as uncharacterized. Gene Ontology annotation, cellular component: midbody; lysosomal membrane; centrosome. Gene Ontology annotation, biological process: regulation of cytokinesis; double-strand break repair via homologous recombination; mitotic cytokinesis. The record is from RefSeq and is a predicted model, not a curated record. Lineage: Eukaryota; Metazoa; Mollusca; Cephalopoda; Octopoda; Octopodidae. Gene Ontology annotation, molecular function: metal ion binding; phosphatidylinositol-3-phosphate binding.
AAAAUAUAAUAUCAUGUGACAUUACUAAAAUGGCCGUCUGUAACGAAAGUUGCGUGUCGGAUAUAUGUAGUAGCGCUUCUAUGGCGUUAGAACAUUCAUCAAUAUUACAGUUUACUUUGUUUUCUACGGAGAAAUAAAAACAAUCUUAAUAUUACUUGCUACAGAUUGCCUUCGUCAACAAUGAAGACUUCCAAUCAAGUGGCUGUUGCUUCUCAAGCCUUCCCGUUCGGCAACGAACUGAGAGAAAGUGUGCGCCUUCUGUUUAGGUUUUUCUGCAACAACAUCUAUCUUGGACAGUUCGAGUUGGCUCGCGCAUGUGUUCCUUAUUUGGCGCAGCACGGGACCCAUUAUGGGGUCGACAUUGGCCAAAUCCUUAAGCAGAUUGUGGAGUACCCGUAUGGUCGUAGUGUUGGUUCCACUCAACUAAAAUCACCGCACCAUCUCUCCUGGAUAUGUUUGCUGGAGUACCUGAAACUUGAACCUUAUGAACUGAAGCCAUCUGAUGUAGAAACACUGAAACGUGAUGUUGAGUUUCGUAUACUUCUUUCUGAUGCAUCCAGCGCUACUGAUUCAAACACAAUACAGGAGCUGUACAUAUUCCACAAACUCAUACCAAACAGUGAAGAUGAACGGAUGUCAAAUGAUGGAAUUAGUCAGACUUUGUCUCAGAGGACGUGUAACUUCCUCAAGGAACUGCUGCUUACCAAACCAGAACUGGGCAGUGCUAUAAUCAACCACCUGAAAUGCCCAAACAAACCAAACCUCAAACUUCACCAAACAAUGAUGGAACAGGUGUACAUAUCCUGUAUCAACCGGUGUAUUUCAGCUGUGUAUUCCGAAGACUCACUUCUCAGUCAAGUGGAUAAAUGCGAUCAGGUGUACACGAUAUUGUCACUUUUCAAUCCUGACAAUGAGGCAACAGUGCUGAACCUGAAUCAGACAAUUUCUGGCCUUGUUGAUCUCUGCCAAAGAGGAUUGGUUCCUGAGGACCGCAUCCUUUCACUAAUGGCCAGCAAAAAGAAACCAUUUCUCUUGACACAGUUAAGUGAUGAGCUAGCCUCUUCACACAUGAACCAAUUGAUAACCGGUGAUAAAUCCAUCUCAAAACACAGUGAGCUAAAUGAUAACUUGAGGCAACUGCUUACCCUGUCAAAGUGCACAGACCAUUCAUUGAGUUGGUCACAGCUCUAUUUCAAAUGCAUGAAAGACAACCAGCAUUUUUUGGAAAGCUAUGUGGAAGCUGCUAUUAGCCUGAUCAGUUCAGGGAGAUUUGAUGAAUUAAGAGAGCUCUUUGAACCAGAAGAACUGCAGCCUCUGAAAUCUUUGGUACUUCUUGUUGGAUGGCCUUACUGUUACACCUGUGCUAAUGCAACCUGCUUACUAGAGAUCUUGUUGGAAUCUAAGACACCAUGUCAGCACCCAGCAUUGGACAAGGGCUGCCAAAAACUUCAACAUCAGAUAAAUCUGAUUCGCUGGUGUUUGGAAAAAUCCAGAUCCUUGGUCCAUGUUACUGAUGGCAAAGAAACUAACAUCAACCCACAUUGCCAAGCAACAAACAUCUUCCAAGGACUAGUCAACCACUCAAUGCUCUAUGUCCUGCAGCAAGCUACACGCCUCGCUUCUCUCAGAGAACAUGAAGUUUUAGACCUGUUACAGAAGGUUUCUCUCACCAAAACUCCAGCCACUGAUGAAAAGAAAGUAAAAACUGUGAGGUUUGAAGAUCUUGAACAAGACGCUGACUCCGAAGAAGAACCUAUCGGAAUUGAGCAAGAACGAGAUGUUGCUCUCUAUCGCAGUUUCUGCAUCUUAAAGAAUGUGCAGGAUGCCAUUUUGUAUGGAGCCCUGCAUGCCCACUCCAGGCUGAUGAACCCCACAUAUUACAACAUCCAGAGUUCCUCCCACAAUCACAGCUGGAGCAAAGACAGUACACUGAGUGAUGCUAGUGAGAGUGGCAGUCGCCUCUCUUCCGCUGCUGGUGAACGGACUUCAGGCUAUCUACCCGUGUGGAAUUCUGACUUUACUGCUGGUGAUAUCCAACAACUCUACAACAAGAAUGUCUUGCAAAAACUUCAGAAUGCCAAAAACCAUCUGCGACAGCUUUAUCCUCUGGCUUACCGCGUCGAGAUUCUGGAAAAUGUCUUCUCUUUAUUGUUUGUCAGCCACCGAGAACUUCAAGACUCUUUCUUUACUACCGAGACUGAUGACACGGAUGACAGUGAUGAGAAGCAAAGUGUACAUGACAGCAACGAGAACCUGAUGAACAUCAGUAUCCAAUCUGAAGAGGAAUCUGUCUUGUCUGAAAUAACACAUACGUCUGAAGCAAGCCGUGAUAUUGGAUCAUUGCCUCUUGGGGCUGCUGAAAGUAUUGAAUAUGAUGUCCCAUUUGUAGAGUACUCACCUGAAGAAUUACCUAAGAUAGAAGAAAGCAAGACUGAGGUUUCAGAGCCAGUUGUUGAAGUUAAAAAGCCAUUGCCCCAGCGCCAAGAAUCACACAUAAAAGAAGCAGAAAUAAGAAUUUCUCGUUUUAGUAUGGACUUGAAAACUGAAAACCGUAAUUCUAAUACAAAAGUCUCUUCCCAGUUUGGUAAGCCAUUACAAAUUGGUCUUUUGACCAACGAAUACCUUGUACGAGAUAUUCUGGAUUUGUUACAAGAAAGCUUACAGACUUUGAAUGCAACAAAUUUCCAAUUAUCAAACACAACUGUGAUGAAAGAAGAGAAUUUGAAUAUUCUCGACCUUGAGGAGAACCUACCACUCAUUCUGCCAAUGAGCAUCAACCAGUCAUCUCUGAAAAGUCGCAUCUCCAAACUGUCACAAGUUGUCAGUGAAGCCCAGUGGAGGUUUCAGCUUGUCUGCAAUGACCAAAUACCACGAGAGGUCGGUAAGGUCUUGCUGCAUGUGUACAAUCCUUCUGUUGACUCCAUCUGUGAUGAAAGUAUACGUUUUAGUGAUUGUGCCAUGUCAAAGAAAAGCAACAAAAUGUCCAGUUUAUCAGAGAUUUCCCUAACAUCUGGAGAAGAUGGUGAAGUGUGGGAUUCUCCAGGAAUCUGCAGUGAAGGUGCUAGCUAUAUGAAAUCCUCCUCUGCUACUGCAUUGCCUUCAUCAAAGAAAAUAUUAAAGAAACCUCGUUCCCGGUCACGUACACCCAGCAUGUCCUCUGUGGCUUCUGUCAGUCGACGCCUUUCGUCAGGCAUCAUUCAAGACAUGCUUCUUUCCAACCGAGCAUUACUUGUGAAAUGCCUGAAACAAGGAAAGUUCAUUGAAGCCCACCAAGUCAUCAAAUUGUUCAAGAUGGAGGACUCUGCAGAAGUUGCUGAAGUAACUUUCCUAGAAGCCUUCCUCAAAGCUGUGAACCAAAUACAAGCCUACUGCAAGCAGGCCCAUAACCUCUCCUUGUCAGACUUCACAUCUACCUCAAAAGACUCAAUGAAACAACUUGCUAGUGUUGCUGCUGCUGGUGUUGCAACUGCCACUAUUUCUUCAUGUGCUGCUGAAUUGCUCUCCAUCUCUGUAUAUCCUCAUCUUCCCACACCACAGAACAUUGCUAGUUUGGUGCCAAACUAUUCUGCCUUUUUCAGUGCUGAUAAUUUAUCAGCUAUGAUACUCUUUGAUCUAGCAUGCAGUGCCUGCAAGACCUAUGACACAUCUAGCAUGAUUCUGGAGUCUAUCAAAGCACAUAUGCAUGCCAAGAAACGCACCUCAUCUGGUUUGUCGAAUAAGGACAUGAAUUUUGAUUUUAGGCCAUCAAAAGAGUGCAAGAUACUUGGUUUCCCUGGUUUUCUUGACAUGCUUGAGUGGCGUGUGCAACUAUCAGACGAUGUUGAGACCUGUCUUCUGCUUGAAACAUCAAAAGCUCUUGCCAACGUAUUUGCUGACAGUAUCCAAACAAUCUUGACGUCUUCUGAGUUUCCAUUUCUUCCAAAGCGCUGUAAGCAGUACCUGGAAGCAAACAAGACAUUACAGUUAGCAGUGGUGUCGACUUGGGAACAGUUCCUUGUGAACCAAAAGUACUUUGUCAUGAAAAAAAAGAUCUCAUGGAAACACAAGAAUAUCAUUGCUUCUGAAACUGUGAAGAAUUCUGAGGGCCUCUAUUCCAUCUUUGAGAUGCUGCUGAUGACCAUGGAGAAUCAUCGAGAAAACAUUGGAGUUUACAGUUUCUUAACUAGACAAAUCUCAUCUAAUUCUUUGAUAACCAACUACAAAAACUAUUUGUUGAGUUUAUACAAGCACACACAGAUUCUGGCAAACCUGCUCAAUGAUAAUGAACCCAACAGUUCUGAAACUGCUAUUAUGAGGAAUUACUUCAAAGUCUUGGAUGAAGGUCCAGUUAUCACCAUUGGAAAAAUGAUGUUUGGCAAACGAAUACCUCCCCACAAACUCGAGAAAGUUGCUGAAGAGUUAAGCCUUAACCUUACUCAUGUCAUUGUCCACAACUGCUGUCCCAAAAUUCUCAGCAAACAUCAGUCAUCGGGUGAAAUAAAGUUGCCAUGUCAUGAUCUUUCUGGAAAUUCCUUUGGAGGAGUGAUUGUUUUGAACAACAAAGGUGCUUCAACAUCAUCAAAUAAUGCUGAAAAAGAUGUAAGGACAAUACUUACAAAUUUGGUUCACGCUAUGAAAGAUUUGUCCCCAAAACAUAGCGGCAAGACUGGUUUCAAUGCAGAUUGUUUACAAGAGGCAGUGAAGUCAACCCGUAUCAGCAAGACAUUGGACAAAACUGUCAACUUCCGGGAUAUUGAUCUGAGCCAGCUAAAUCAGAUAGAGCUCACCUGUUUUCUAACCAACCUUGUCAAUAUUCUCAUCAUCCACAGUUACAUGUAUAUUGCUAUUCAAGCUGAGCAGCAACAAUGCUGGGACACCUUGAAAGAAAUGCUGCAUGCUGGGAGUCAUUCUGGACUAUGGAGUGACAGCAACAGUAUUGAUCGUAUCAUCUGGCUGAGUCGAUAUGGUUAUCAAGUUGGGCAACUAGGAAUUGUCAGUAUUUUUGAUUUGAGAUACAUUCUCUUGAGAAAUGGACUGCCACGCCCUGGUCUGUUAGGAGGGCUUUUGGAGGAUCGUAUUGAUGCCCUUGAUGUCUGUGACCCAUGGUCUAUGUUCACACCUCGGCCUGACUACAGAAUCACAUUUGUCAUCUCCAGUGGCUACACAUCUUCACCUCCACUGCAGGUAUUAACACCAGAACUGCUGUCUCACCAGUUGGAGAUUGCUGAGAGGUCAUACCUGAGUAAUACAGUUAGUGUUAAUGUCUCCUCAGCUGGACACAGCACAGUAUUGGUUCCUGACCUUCUGUGUGAGUACCAACAUGAUUUCCCCAGCUCUGAGGAAGCCAAAGCCUACUAUAACUCCCCGUGGGAGGAACUAUUGCUGUACAUUAGGGACCAUGCUGAUACUGAACUUGCAACCAAGUUAACUGAUUUUCUUGAAAAUCCCACAACCGAUCGAGAUUCAAGCCUGAAAGUGCUGCCCCAGACUAUUGAUACCAAAUUCUUGUACAUAUUUGAUCCGAGUCAUUUAAAGAAAGUGACGGAGAAGUCAGAAAGAUCCCAUACGGUGAGCUUGAACCAUGAGCAGAACAUUAAGUACAAUGCUUCUUCCUCCAAACUUGAAGCAGACUACUCAAUGUUCAAACUGACCAGCAAUGCCCUGGAAUACAUCAAAUCUGAAUCUCCACUUGUUGCCACAUUGGUCAGUCUUGUGUGCCAUGACGACCUUGAUGGCAACAGCCAGGAGGACAGUCUUGAAGAGGAUGAACAAGCAAAUGAUGACGAGUCCUGGAUGAAGUCCAAAUCUUCAGUAUCCGAUAUAAGCCUGGUUGAUAUCAAAAGCUACCGCUACCAAAAACUGUCCGUUGACUUCCCUGUCCUGAAACAACGCUUGCUGCAAAACAUAAUACCCCUGGUUCAAACAGAACACUCGGAUGUAAAUUUUGGAGAUGAAGCCCUGUUGAAGUUUAUGUCUUCGGAAAUUUCCUGUGAUAUCAAAAUGGCCAUUCUUAGCUUGCCAGACAGCAAGAAAUACUUAUCGGUGGUUUCUCGUUUACUCAAUGAAUGCAUACAUUCCAGAAAAUGGCUGCAAGCGUUGAACAUCAUAGACAGUCUACCGGUGACUCUGAAACAAGAGAAUGGUGAUUUCAUCCUGCUCCAUGAUUUCGUUCUAUGUUGCCUUGCCAAAAAAGCGUGUGAUGAAGAAGACAAAAAACUAGAGGCUUAUGCCAAGAUGUUCUACAAUAGUGAAAUCCAAGUGCGGACCAUUUUGAAUAUUGUAAGGGGCCUUCCGUUGAAGAAAGGGAUUGAACUUUUGGAGGCGUGUCUUUCCAAAGAACUUUCUGUACAACUUCGUUCAGCUGUGAUUUCCAAAUUAAAGCAACUCAAGAUAUUUUGUAAGGUCUCAGAGUGUGUUUCCACUCUAGAAAAGCGGACCUCUUUUGACUGCGCAGGAAUUGCUCCAUAUGAGAAGGAAAAUGAACUUUCUGGUAUGUUGCAAUGUCUUCAUUGCUGGACUGACAUUCCAUCACUGUCAACUUCGAACCCUCCCAGCGUCCUCUCUGUCAUACUUGAGGCUGAAGACUUUGACACAGCUCGAGAGUGGGCAGACUACUUCUCUGUUGACUUGCGAUUGCUUGAGUGUAUAGAGAUGAAAGAAAUCAUGUUCUUUCUCAGUCACGGACCUUCUGAUCCCAAGGAAGCAUUCAUGGCUUUAGAGAAAAUGCAGGCAGAAGAUGAGUGCAAGUGUCUGAGAAUUUGUAAUAGUCUUAUGGAAUCUCUGAAUCGACAGCAAGACAUUUUAUUCAUUGCAAGCUACAUGCUGAACUACCUUGAAUCCAACCUGGACCCACAGAGACAAGAACAGUUACGCCUUACCUGUAUCGGAGCCAAGGCUUUGCUGUGUCUUCCCAACUCUAUUAGGGGUGAAUAUCGGCACUUGGUAUCAGCCCCACAACUCCUGUUGGAGCAGCUGCUAAUGAACAUGAAGGCCGACCUUGCAGGACAAGUGUUUUCCAAGAUACAAAAUGACUUCCGACGCAUUCAGGAUAGCAGUCAGUGUUUCUCUAUUGAAAAUUUUGAUGACCUUGUUGCAAAAUAUGCCACUAAAGCUCUUGAAUUUCCUAUAGUCCAAGUUCUAAUUCAAGGGAAGGAUAGAAGCCAGUCCCGAUUGUCUUUGAUGUCAGACCGUCAGGACUUGGAUAGUGUUAGUGUGGCAUCAAAGAACCAACAGUCAGAAACUGGAAGCACACGGAUGCGGAGACGAGGAUCCGAUACAUCCUUGAACCGGUCUCCUGGAAAAAACAUAGACAAUCAUCAACACAGGUCUGUUGGUACUACAGGCAGCAAGUACCUUUCUCUCAACUUGGGCACUGGCAGUAAAUUCCAAAUGCCACAAGAGCCACCUCACAAAGACCAGUGGGUUCCAGAUUCUGCAACUGCUGUGUGUAUGGUUUGUCGAGUUGAGCGAUUCAGCAUGUUUAAUCGACGUCACCAUUGCCGUAGAUGUGGUCGACUUGUUUGCAGAGGAUGUUCCGGUAGAACCACCCUCAUCUUUGGCAUGGUAGCCCGUACUUGCGAUGAUUGUUUUGAACAGAUAUCACGAACAAGUAUGAAAGAUGAAAAUGACAGGACUCCCUAUCGUCCCAAAGAUACUCAGUCACGAGGUAGCGAUGAGCUCCUGAACUAUAGUCCAAGUUUAACCUCAUUUGCUCCCAAAGACCAUUUCAGCUUUUAUGACCUGGCCGGUGCCAUCCGUCAAACAGAACAUCCUUGGAAACUGAAGCUUGACCCUGACUACAACAGCGAUCUUCUGGAAGAAUUUUACUAUGAACAGGCACCGAGUGCAUCCUUGUGCAUUUCCAUACUCAACGUGCACAGUGAUCCUCGAAAAUGCGGAGAGCUGAUUCUGAAGCUUUGUGACGACCUUUCCAAACUGCUGAAACCCAUCUCACCUGGAAUGGCAAAUAGUGAAAUAGACUACAGCCUAGUCAUUAGCAUGAUGAGACAUCUGUUGUUCCAUGCAAAGGUGCGGUUUACCAGGUGCAUGGAAAAUCGCUUGAUGAUUUUGUGCGACCAAUACUCAACUCUUGUUGAUUUGCUAAAGGUACUACUUGCCUCCAACUACCCUGACCUUCCAUCCAUACAGGAACUCACGAAGAGUGAAUCAGUGACACGCUUGCGAGAUAAACUUAUUGAAGUAGAGCGCUUGCCGCUUGCUAUGGAAGUUUCCACAAAAUGUGGUCUUGAUGCCACAGGUGUGUGGGCUGCGUGGGGACGAGCCUGCCUUCGCUUCCGCAAUUAUCCUUUGGCACGAGAAAAAUUUGCUCGCUGUUUAAAGCCACCACGAGACCGCAACCUAACCCAACAUUCAAAUGCAUUGCUAAUGGAAGUUGUGGAAUGUUUGGAGUCAAUGCCUAACAGAGAAAGCACUGAGGUCUCUGUGAAAGAUUUCAGUCUUUCAAAAAGCGAUCAACAUGGCUUUAUUAAUGAGUCGAUUAGUCGGGUAAGACUUUCUCUCGCAUAUGGUUUGAAAUUGUCGUAUAUGUUACUUCUAAUUCAGAAUCAAGCUCUCAAACAAUUGUGCGUGGAUUGGCUUCGACUAAGGCUCUUAGUUGAUCGUUAUCAACAUCCAAUGGACAACCACUAUGCUUAUCAUCUUCAAGACUCUCAUCACCACUGUACGUUCAUUAUUGGUUCCUGGGCCAAACACAUCGCUGAUAUUCAAAGUAGUCCGGAGGUGUUUGAAGAAAGUUUGCUGAUUCCUGCCCUGAAGUCUGGCAACCUGCGUACCUUGCUUGACAAGAUGCUCGUCAUAGACACGACCCUGGAGAAAUGGAAUGCUUAUUUUACCAGUGCCUGUCGCUAUCUUCUGAACCAUAAGCUAUAUCAUGUCCUUUAUGAAGUUCAGCUUUUCAUGAAGGAUUUCAUUCGAGCUUCAAUGACAUGUACUCGAUACUUCUACUUAGGAUCUGGACAGAGUUAUGGAGACUUGGCUUCAGGCAUAAAUUGCCUCUAUGAAGCUGAGAAGCACCUACACUCUUAUCUUGAACCGUCCCAAUGGGGAAAUGUGCCAAAACCACAUUUCUUGGCCAAUUUAUCCCCUGGUGCUACACCACAAAAGAGUUCAUCAUUGAUGUCCACUGAGAUGGAAGAGACGGCUGUUCGACUGAUCAAAGUACCGUCCGAAGUGCAAAAGCAAAUUCUUCGAAUCAGAUUGCAAAUUGAAGUGACCAAGUUCUUGGAAGCCUGUCUGAACAAAGCUGAUAAUUCUGCUGCCAAUGUUGCUGCCAGCUACUUGGCAUCCCACAAAUAUGGGGCACCAACACUUUUUGGAAAUGCUCAGAUCCGCAUGGACUUGGUCACAAUGAUAUUGCUGAGCUGUGAUGGUUCAGAGGAAGACCGAAAAGAAGGUUAUGACAUAGUAUUGAGAAUAAUCAAGGAAUACAGGUUGGACAAGAAGACAACCUUCUGCCAUGUCGGUCGAGGCCUAGUCAAGCUUCAUCGCUACAAUGACAUUAAGUUCUUGGUCAACUGGAUCGCUGUCAAUAAACUAGGAGACAGCAGGAUGUGUGAUGCUGUCAUCGAUGCUUGCUUGAUAGGCAUUGCAGACAAGAGGCACACAUUUACUGAGACCCAACUGAAGGAGUCUGGAAGUCUUAUUGACUAUAUCAAAGCUGAUUCUAAUAAAAUCAAUGCAUAUAUCCUGUUGGGGAAACUGAAGACUGCAUAUCUUUUGGCUGUGAAAAGCAACAACACUGAAGAAAUUCGCCGUAUCGGACGAGAAGCCAGUCGAGUGGGCCAGAUGUCUGUGAAAAAUAUCUGUGAUCGUUAUCUGCUUCAACAGAAACCUUAACUCAACUAAACAUUAGGGUGUGUUUUGUUUGUUUUGAAUUAUGUUUUUUUCACUUCUCUGCCACCGCAUUAAGAUAACAACUGAUAGCCUGCCCAUUCAAACUGCCACAGGAGUAAGAUUGGAUAUAUCACUGAUCAAAUUCAAAGCCCAGCAAUACAUACAUGCAUACACACACACAUUCAUACACACACGUGUGUGGAUGUGUUUUUUUUUCAUUUUGUCUUGUGCAAAAAGAAUUAUUUCAGUUUCAUUUAUUAAAAUGACUAUUCUAUUAACUGCUAGAAUGUAUAUAUCUAAUGUUUGCUUUCAAAUGAAAUUGAAAAAAGAAAAUAACAAUGAUAUAUAAAUUUAAAGAAUAUUUAUAACUGUGUGUGUGUGUGUGUGUAUGCACAUACAAAUGCAUAUAUAAUUUUACAUGAAUAUUUUGGUAAAAUUUGGGAAUGGGGAUAAAUUUUGCAAUGGAGAGAGUGAGUGGCAGAAUCAAAAGAGCGUCAGAGUAAAUGCCUUAUGAUAAUUAGUUGCAUCUCUUUAUGUCCUCUGACUAAAUCUCUCUGGGUGGUUCUACUACCAAAAGUAAAUUGUUAGCAAGACCAAGUCUGGGAUUCCUGUCUGGUUUGGUGUAGGAAAGAGGCAUGUCUGUUAUCAAAGUUAAUGUGAGGCUCAGUGUGGCCAAAUUGAAUUAAUAAUGUUGUCUUUAUAUCAGCCACACUUAGCCAGUUUGAAUAUGAAAGAUUAAAACUUCACAAAUAUGAAAUGAAAUGAAAAGAAAGAAGGAAAGAUUGACUAUUACCAUUUUCUUUUUCUUUUUCAUCUUGCUAUUUUUAUAUCUGAAAUAAUUUAAGUAUUAAUUUUUGGUUGCUCAAUUUUUAUUUUUUUAUCCAAGAAAGAAAUUAUUUCCUGAAAAUUAUAAAAUAAUUGUGAUGUUAAAGUAACCAAAAAGAAAUUUGAAAAAAAAAAAAUAAUAAUAGAGAAAAAAAGGCUUUUGAAUAAAAAUGUAAAAGGAAAAUUAAUCACAAUUCUAGUAAUAUAACAAAAGAAAAAUGUUGUGAUCAAUGCUUAAGUUUUAUGAAGAAGUCUACAAAGAAAAUUUCAAAGAAUUUAUACUAAGUUCUUUGGUUUAAUAUUUCAGCGCAUCAACUCCAUACAAUUAGAGACUUUGUAUAGCA